CGUCUUGUCCCUUUGCCCCGCGGUUGUGCCAUCCCGUGAUGCCCCGCCUACCUCUGCCACAGUGGAGUAUACUAGUAGUACUGAGCAGAGUAGAGUACUAGACGACACUAAGCAUAUGAUUCCCUCCCUUGACAAACCCCCAAAACUAGAAAAGCUUUUUCAAGCUGUUCCAUUCACUUCACUUGCAUGCACUCAUCUCAUUAUCAUCAUUCAAAGGUGAGGUGAGGUGAGAUUUCUUGCACUUUCUCUAGGCCAUAUAUAGUUAUAAUAUAUGGUUAAUUUCUAUUGCCAGUUCUUCAUGCGGACAUACUGUGGUUAAUUCCUCUUGCCACUUCUUCAAGAAAGGAAUGCAAAUCUGGUGAUGUUUCUCGAGGGAGAGUAUCUUGUUCUUGCUUGCUUUGCGGUGUCAAGGACGGACCACUGGUUAUCCAUCAGUCGGCCCAGAUCCCUGUGCCUCUGCGGACUGCACAAUGUUUUUCUGGUGACCAGUACCUAUCUCCAUUAACUGUACAAGCUCCUCUCACAUUAACUUUUCUGAGCUCUCAAACUCAGACUUUUCCUCCCAGUCCCUGUGUGGCUGUGUCCAACAACUUUAUUUGCUAAUCGCUUCUGCUCCUGCACUAGAAUUAGAAUCCCACAAUCACAAUUCUUGGUUCCUCAACUUGUUGAUCGAGGAAAAGAAGAAGCUGAAAGAAAUCUUGUAAAAAAAAUGGGUGGAAUCCAUGCUCUGCUCAUCUUGCUGUCGGUGGCGUCCCUGGCAUUGCUGCCGGGAGCCACGCCGCUGCAGGCCUCACAGGCCUGGUCCCUCUUCAAGCUCCGGCAGCUCCUGGGCGACCCGCCGGUGCUCGGCACCUGGCACAACUACACCGACUUCUGCUACGGCGGCGACUACAAGACCGCCUCCGCCUUGGUGGAGUGCUACGAGGACAGCGUCACGCAGCUCCACAUCAUGGGCGACCCCGGCGCGCGGGGUCGCCCGCUCCCCGCCACCUUCUCCAUCGACGCCUUCUUCACCACGCUGUCCAGGCUGCCGGACCUCAAGGUGCUCACGCUCACCAACCUCGGUCUCUGGGGCCCACUGCCGGGGGGGAAGAUCUCCCGCCUCCAGAAGCUGGAGAUCGUCAACGUCAGCUCCAACUACCUCUACGGCGAGCUCCCGCGGGGGCUCUCCCGGCUGGGCAGCCUCCAGACGCUGGUGGCGGACCACAACAUGCUGGGAGGCAAGCUGCCGGGGUGGCUCAAGGACAUGCCGCUGCUGGCGGUCCUCAGCCUCCGGAACAACACGCUGCAGGGGACGCUGCCGGAGUCGCUCAAGGACAUGCCGUCGCUGAGGUCGCUGGUGCUGGCGUCCAACAACCUCUCCGGGAACCUGCCGGACCUGGACCUGAAGAACCUCCAGGUGAUUGACAUGGCCAACAACGCGCUAGGGCCCAAGUUCCCGCGGGUGGGGCGGAAGGUGGCCAGCGUGGUGCUGGCCGGCAACAAGUUCAGCGACGGCCUCCCCGCCGACAUGCUCGCCUCGUGCUACCUCCUGGAGCGGCUGGACGUGUCGGGGAACAGGUUCGUGGGGCCUUUCCCGGCGGCGCUGCUGUCGCUGCCGUCCAUGGAGUACCUGAGCAUCGCCGGGAACAGGUUCACGGGGCGGCUGUCGGGCAACGCCUCCUGCGGCGAGAACCUCCGGUUCGUGGACCUGUCGUCGAACCUCCUGACGGGGAGCCUCCCCGGCUGCCUGGCCGCCUCCUCUGACUCCGGGAAGACGGUGGUGCUCUUCUCGGCGAAUUGCCUUUCCAGCGGCAGCGGCGACGAGUCCCAGUCCCAGCACCCGUCGCCCUUCUGCCGGAACCAGGCAUUGGCCGUCGGGAUCGUGCCUGAGCAGGAGCAGGGAGGCAAGAAGAAGAGUGGCGGCAAGGCCGGUGUGGUGGCCGGCAUUGUCCUUGUGGGAGCAUUGGUUGUGAGCGCGGCGGUGGUGUUUGUGGUGAGGAAGGCGAGGUUGCCCAAGGCGAGGCCUGCACGGAGACUGGNACAACACUACAAACAAACAGGUUACAUAUCUCAGACGGUGAAGCUGGGGGCUCUUGGCAUUCCGGCAUACAGAUCAUUCUCCUUGGUGGAGCUGGAGGCGGCCACCGAUAACUUUCAGGUGUCUAGCCUCAUGGGUCAAGAUGCUCAUGGCCAGAUGUACCGUGGACGGCUAAGCAAUGGGACCCCGGUGACAAUCAGGUCCCUCAAGGUGAACAAGAGCCAGAGCUUCACCCGCCACAUCGAGAUGAUAUCCAAGCUGAGGCAUCGGCACCUGGUGAGCGCGCUGGGGCACUGCUUCCAGUACAACCUCGACGAUUCCACCGUCACGCACCUCUACCUCGUCUUCGAAUACGUGCACAAUGGCAACCUCAGGGGCAGGAUUUCACAAGGAACGCAAGGGCGGAGGCUGUCGUGGGGCCAAAGAAUAUCGACCACCAUUGGUGUGGCCAAGGGCAUUCAGUUCCUGCAUGGAGGGAUCAUACCAGGCCUGUUUGCGAAUAACCUCAAGAUCACCAACAUUCUUAUGGACCAGAACCAGGUCCCCAAAAUCGGCAGCUACAACAUCCCCAUUCUGUCAGAGACCAUGAAAUCAGAGGGAGGAGCUGGAAGCAAGUAUCCACCGGAUAGGGUUCCCAACGGUGAUAAGAUUGACAUGUACGAUUUUGGUGUGAUACUGCUGGAGGUUAUCUCCGGCAGGCCCAUCAGUUCCAUAUACGAGGUGGAGAUCAUGAAAGAACAGUUGCAAUCGGCGCUGACAGCACAAGGACCGAGCAAGAGGAGCAACUUGGUGGACCCGGCGGUGAGCAAGGGCUGCUCCGACGACUCCAUGAGGACCGUCAUGGAGAUCUGCCUCCGCUGCCUUGCCAAGGAGCCAACGCAGAGGCCCUCAGUGGAGGACGUGCUCUGGAACCUGCAGUUUGCGGCCCAGGUGCAGGAUGACUCCCGCAGCAGCGACGAGUCCCCGCUCUCGCCCUCGCAGCCCCAUGCACAAUCCGCACACGACUGACCCACCCCACCCCACCCCGCAGCUAGGGCACACAAAAAUACAUCGGCAAGCAUCAUCAUGGAUUCAUGGCUCAAGGCAAGGAUUAGACAUGGUUUUUCAGGCCAAGUGUACAGCAGCUCAAGCUGGACCCCGUGAUGCGUAUGGUGUACUAGUUCUCACCAAGACGCCACCGGAUAUGAUGAGUUUUCAACUUCUCAAAUUAAGUAGAACGACUUUUUUUUUCUUUUUUCUUUUGAGAAAUCUCCAAUAGAACGACUAGUAACCAUAAUCUCGUUAUGGAUUGGAAUGCACUCCCAUAAAACCAUUAUAUGUUCCCACAGUGUCUUGAAAAUUCCACUUUGUCUAGUCUAGAAAUACAAAUUUGUACGGUUUUUGAGAACCGGGUAUUGUAAUGUUCCAAUGCAUAUUAUAUCUAGUAAAAAAUAAUGUUGCUAUCC
This is a messenger RNA of Triticum dicoccoides, 3465 nucleotides long. Its product is annotated as probable inactive leucine-rich repeat receptor-like protein kinase At3g03770. Gene Ontology annotation, molecular function: ATP binding; protein binding; protein kinase activity. The transcript is spliced from 8 exons. Lineage: Eukaryota; Viridiplantae; Streptophyta; Magnoliopsida; Poales; Poaceae. Bases 710 to 3028 code for a protein of 772 amino acids. The record is from RefSeq and is a predicted model, not a curated record. Gene Ontology annotation, biological process: protein phosphorylation.